Molecule: messenger RNA, 1402 nt
Organism: Rhipicephalus microplus (southern cattle tick)
Lineage: Eukaryota; Metazoa; Arthropoda; Arachnida; Ixodida; Ixodidae
Product: cathepsin B
Biological process (GO): regulation of catalytic activity; proteolysis
Molecular function (GO): cysteine-type endopeptidase activity
Source: RefSeq, a predicted model, not a curated record
ACCGUCUGGCAUAGCCUUUGUCCCGACUAGAGGGACACCACUACGCUCGACACAAAGCCAUUGGACCGGACUUGGGCCUGGUGAACCCACCCGGACUACUGCGUCAUCGUGAACACCACGAAGGUGCUUGGGACCUUUGAGGAACCCUUCGACACUUAGGACAGUGCCUUACGCUAAGCCAAUAUGCGCACGUCGGUGGUAGUUUACUUCCUCUCGGCUGUUGCCUUCGCGGUGUCCCAGGAUGUCUGGCGCUACAUGAUCCCGGGCGAGACGGACGCAUUUUCCGACAAGAUGAUUCAGUACAUAAACUACCUCAACACGACGUGGAAGGCUGGCCGCAAUCCUGGCUUCGAAGAUCCCGCAUACGUGCGUAGCCUUCUUGGAGUACAUCCGGAGAACCAGAGGUACCAGCUUCCCGAACGGAGGCUGGACCUCAGUUCACUCGGUCCCUUGCCGGAGAACUUCGAUUCCCGAGAAAACUGGCCCGAGUGCACCACCAUUGGCGAGAUUCGGGACCAAGGUUCCUGUGGGUCAUGCUGGGCUUUUGGAGCCGUGGAGGCCAUGUCGGACCGGACCUGCAUUCAUUCUCCACCAGGAGGACGGAAGCGGGUAGUCCACCUUUCCGCUGAUGAUUUGCUGUCAUGCUGCAAAUUCUGUGGAAAUGGGUGCGACGGAGGCUUCCCGGGCUCAGCAUGGAAUUUCUGGGUGAAGAAGGGCAUCGUCACGGGCGGCAAUUACGACUCGGACGACGGCUGCAUGCCGUACCCGAUCAAGGCGUGUGACCAUCACGUCAACGGCACACUGGGUCCCUGCGAUAAGAAGAUCCCGCCCACACCACGCUGUAUGCACAUGUGUCGCAAGGGUUACGACGUACACUAUGACGAUGACAAGCACUACGGCAAGAGCGGUUACUCAGUGCCAUCGACGGAAGAGCAGAUCCAAGCUGAGAUCAUGACCAACGGUCCAGUGGAGGCAGACUUCACCGUCUACGCUGACUUCGUCCACUACAAAUCUGGCGUAUACCAGAGGCACACGGAUGAGGCUCUUGGAGGCCACGCCAUCAGGCUGCUGGGAUGGGGCGUCGAGAAUGGUGUCCCCUAUUGGCUGGCUGCCAACUCAUGGAACACCGAGUGGGGAGACAAAGGCUUCUUCAAGAUUCUUCGCGGAUCAGACGAGUGUGGCAUCGAAGACGACGUGGUAGCCGGCCUUCCUAGAUACUGAGGUUCCUCACGCGCAUUUGCGUCAGACAACGGGCACAGCUCGACGUGAUGAGUUUUGCUGCACGAUUGUGGUGUGUACUCAACCCAGCCGUCUCCAUGUGUUUUUGGUUUCUCUAGCGAUAUGGUAAUUCGCGAUCGUGUUUGCAGAAAGUGCCGUCAAUAAAGAUCGACAGUAAAGUUUC